AUGUUCGCGUUUCUGCUGUUCGCCACUCUCACAGCCACAGUGCUGGCUGAACUUCAGUCCACCUACAAGGAGAACGGCACUGUAGGAAGAGUUGUGGGAGGUUCAGCGGUGCCUCAUCACACCUCCUGGCCUUGGCAGGCCUCUCUCCAGCACUACUCUGAUGGUUCUUAUCACCAUUUCUGUGGAGGAAUUGUGCUCGGGAGCGAAUGGGUCAUGACUGCUGCUCACUGUGUGUACAGUCCCAGAUCUGUGCGAGUGGUCCUCGGCGAUCUCAUCCUUUUCCACCACAGCAACUCGGAGCAACACAAGAAUGUCGCCAAUGUAUUUAUCCAUCCUGAAUGGAACAAUGAGAGCAUCUCCUCUGGUAACGACAUCGCCCUGUUGCGGCUGUCGUCUAAAGCCACGAUGAACUCUUACGUGAAAGCGGCCUAUCUGCCUCGUUCUGGCGAGAUCCUGCCCCAUAACAACCGCUGCUACAUCACUGGAUAUGGACUUACUUCGACUGGUGGAGUUAUGUCAAACAGAAUGAGGGAGGCCUAUCUUCCUGUUGUCGACCACGAGACCUGCACCAGCUCCGGCUGGUGGGGUAGCACCAUCAAGACCACCAUGAUCUGUGCUGGAGGAGGCGCUCAGUCAGCAUGCAACGGUGACUUUGGCGGCCCUCUGAACUGUCUUGUUAAUGGAAAGUACUACGUCCACGGUAUUGCCAGCUUUGUGUCUGGUAUGGGAUGCAACGCAGCCCAGAAACCCACCGUGUUCACCCGCGUCUCAGCCUACAUUGAAUGGAUCAACUCGGUCAGUAAAAAAAAAAAAAGAUGCAAAGAUUUGCAUGUUAUAUAA
This is a messenger RNA of Centropristis striata (black sea bass), 840 nucleotides long. Its product is annotated as elastase-1-like. The transcript has 7 exons. Bases 1 to 840 code for a protein of 279 amino acids. Gene Ontology annotation, biological process: proteolysis. Gene Ontology annotation, molecular function: serine-type endopeptidase activity. The record is from RefSeq and is a predicted model, not a curated record. NCBI's taxonomy places the organism in Eukaryota, Metazoa, Chordata, Actinopteri, Perciformes, Serranidae.